Molecule: messenger RNA, 843 nt
Organism: Eutrema salsugineum
Lineage: Eukaryota; Viridiplantae; Streptophyta; Magnoliopsida; Brassicales; Brassicaceae
Exons: 5
Coding region: 1-843 (280 amino acids)
Source: RefSeq, a predicted model, not a curated record
AUGUCGACCUUCACAUCCCUCACUGCCCUAAAGCCAUUCAAAACUCAAUGGAGGAUCCCUGUCAAGAUACUGAAGUUGUGGAAACAGUAUUUGAAUGGGAUCGAGAAGAUGGAGAUGGUCGUUGUCGAUGAACUGAAUCAAACUAUGCAUGUUAGUAUGAAGAAGCAGUUCAUAAAAAAAUUUGAAAAUCUUCUAGAGGUAGGAACUACUAAGAUCAUCACUAAUUUUCAAGUCACUCACAACGGUGGUAAGUUCAGGACUACUUCUCAUGUUUACAAGAUCCAGUUUGCUGCCACGACGUCUGUCAGACCUUCUGAAGAUCUGGAUGCCACAAUUCUUGGGUUGAAGUUGGUGAACUUUGCUGAUAUUCACGAGGGCAAGUUGAAUCCUGAUUUUCUAAUAGAUAUUGUUGGACAAAUUGUUAGUAUUGGUGAGGUUGAGAUUCUCAACGUUAACAAAAAACAGACCAAACGUCUAACAAUGACACUUCGUGACACCAGCUUACCAAAAGAUGAUGUGACUUUGUCAUACACACACCCUAACCAAUUGACAAUUGUCAAUUCUGUUUCUGUAAGAGAUGAUUUCUUCUUACAUACCCCUCGCCAGACAAUAAGUGAAAUACUUGGUGCAUCUGAGGUUGAAAAAUGUGUGACUAUGGCUACCAUCAUGUCUAUUGACACUGAGUUUGGAUGGUACUAUAUGUCAUGCAAAGUAUGCUCUAAAAAGGUGCUUCCUCUUGAUAUAGAUUUGUUGAAAGAGCAAUAUCCUGGUAGGCCAUUUCCUAAACAGUUGUGGAAAUGUGGCAAAUGUAAGGAUGAUGUUGAAAGUGUCGUACCAGCGUAA